AUGCUGGCUGUAUCACAUGGCAAAAUGAACACCACGAAAUUACUGAUUGACUGCCAAGCAGACCUCAACAUACAGGAUGAGGAAGGAUCAACAGCUUUGAUGUGUGCCGCUGAACAUGGCCAUAAAGAUAUCGUCAAACUGUUAUUAACGCAACCGGAUAUCGAUGCUUCUCUUGCCGACUGUGACAGUUCAACGGCGCUGUCAAUUGCAGUGGAGAAUGGUCAUCGUGAUAUCGGUGUGCUUAUUUAUGCCCAUCUAAACCAUGCGCACAGUAAAGCAUCGUCGAACAAAGAUUCGGCUUCAUGA
Messenger RNA from Gongylonema pulchrum, 306 nucleotides. NCBI's taxonomy places the organism in Eukaryota, Metazoa, Nematoda, Chromadorea, Rhabditida, Gongylonematidae. The record is from the annotation of a GenBank genome assembly.